This is a messenger RNA of Carassius auratus (goldfish), 6214 nucleotides long. RefSeq names its product mis18-binding protein 1-like. The transcript is spliced from 18 exons. Gene Ontology annotation, cellular component: chromosome, centromeric region. Bases 2184 to 5675 code for a protein of 1163 amino acids. The record is from RefSeq and is a predicted model, not a curated record. Lineage: Eukaryota; Metazoa; Chordata; Actinopteri; Cypriniformes; Cyprinidae.
AUCGCAGCGGCGUAAUCGUCCGCAUCUCCGAGUGUGCGAAAUACACGCUGUCCUUCGGCACCAAGGCAGUGGAGGAGUAUGGCCAUUUUCCGCUUCGUCGGGACGCCAUCGAGGCCCAUUGCUAACAGACCUUGCAGCAGAAGCUUGGAUCUUCAAACCAUUGUUUGUAAUGCACUGUUCGAUUGGUCAGGGAGGACAGACCGUUAAAGGCAGCAGAGGAGAGGCAGAGGUCUUCAUAGUUCAGCAGCUCCAGGCUGCUCAGGCCAGACUGCAUCUGGAGUCACUCCUGUAUAAAAGACAAGAUGGGACGGGUGAUGACUCUGCUGAAAGUCUUUUCUUCACCAUAUUUUUCUUUCCUGAAAGCAUAUAAACCUGGAUUAUGUCCACAUGCUUCGAUUGAACAAAAAUAAUUAUCAGGGGGAAUCCCACAUUUUGGCCCCAAUCUCAAGGAAAGGUGUUUUGAGUUGGGCAGGCGCCUCAUCAAUGCCAUGAAGAUAAGUUUUAUGACUAGGAUUUUUUUCUUCAUGGUAAUGUAGUGUGGUAAGACUGACAAGUUGCAAAAUAGCAGCACUUAUCUCUGAUAUCGAGGUUCUCUUGACCUCACAGUCAGUUGUCUCAAAGAUAAAAGUGAGCUGGUCAGACAGCAACACAUUGACGGAUGACAAGCCUCUGGAGGUGUUGUAAAGCCCCCAAGUGAGUGUCAUCAGAGCUGUGCCAUCAGUGCACUGAACCGAUCCACGCCAGCCACAAUCUGUUGCAAGACUUUUGCUUUGCUGUUGCCUUUUAAACAAAAACAGACUUGAAUUUCCUUGAAGGGCCAAUGGUCGAUAGGUCUCUUAAAGCGCAGUUUAAACAAACAUUCAGUUUGUCGCAAUCAGAGAUAAAUCCAAACUCAUGGAUCCAAAUUUCUUCCGGUAACAUUAGUUGAAUAUCGAACAUUGUUUCAUUUAACAAACGGUAACAUGUUUACUGCACAUCUAUUUCCUACACAGAUCAUUUGGUAUCGUCUCCAAAUAUACUGAACAAAAUUAUAAACGCAACACUUUUGUUUUUGCCCUCAUUUUUCAUGAGCUGAACUCAAAUAUCAUUUCUAUGUACACAAAAGCCCUAUUUCCCUCAAAUAUUGUUCAAAAAUCUGUUUAAAUCUGUUUUGGGGAGCACUUCUCUUGCCGAUAUAAUCCAUCCACCUGCACAUUUUAGAGACUCCUUUUAUUGUAGCCAGCCUAAGGGACACGUGAGUAAUAAUAAUGCAGUCUAAUCAGCAUCUUGAUAUUCCACACCUGUGAGGUGGAUGAAAGGAGAAGUGCUCACUAACACAUAUUUUAGGCAGAUUUAGGCCUUUUUGUGUACAUAGAAAAAGUCUUAGGUCUUUGACUUCAGCUCAAGAAAAAUGGAGGCAAAAACAAAAGUGUUGCGUUUAUCUUUUUGUUUAGUGUUCAUAUUUCUUACACACACUAAAUUAACUAGCGUGGCGUUCUUUUGAGUCUUAUCUUUUCAAGUAAUAUGAACCGGUUCACUAAACCAUACUAAAAGAAAAAUUUAUAUUAAAAAACUUGAAUGUCGGAAAAAUAUAGUUAGUUCUUUGGAAGUAGACAUAUUAUAUCCGAAAUAUGAUUAAAGAGGUGUAUAUUAACUUCUCCAGCAUGUUCGAAUUUACAGAAUUGUUUAAAACAAUUAUUAAAAAAGAACUGUCCGAAGAACCGAUUCACUGAAAUGAACCACUCACUUCCUAGGGGCAUUAUUGACGGAAGUGACGCAGUCCUUACGCGACGCGAGACGUUAGCCGCGCUUUAUCCGGGAAAAUUCAAACGAGUUUAUAUGGUAAGCGAGUCGGUCUUUUGGGGGGUUUUUGUUUUCUUUUUGGUUCUUUUUGUUUCACUUUGUGAUGUGUAAUCGAUUCGGGAAUCGGGUUUGUCGACGUGACAAGUAUUUUUGUUUUAACAUUAAUAUUUUACAACUAACGUUAGACUAACACUGGAUUUAGAGAAGCGUUUACAGUUUAAAUCGAUUAAGAUGUUUUUAAUACCAAUGUUGCGUGUAUAAAUACAAAACCUGUGACAGAUUUUUCAUAGAAAGUGUCCAAUUUUAUAGACGAGAGACAGUCUUUAUAGACGAAUCAAUCUAUCGUUUUUAGCUUCUUUUGUUAAUUAGAUUUUGCCCUUCGCAUCUUAACGUUGACUUUGAUGAGAACAUGGACCACAGUGGGGCUGGAAACAUUUUCUAAUAAUACAACAAUGUAUCAUCAUCUGCAAGACUAUUUAAUAGCUCCUGAAGCCCCUAAGCCUGGUGAUAUGAUCACACCAGUGAAAACCAUACCUAAAGUAGCUCACAAUUGGGUAACUGGAUCAGGCAGAAAGAUUUCAAACCGAGAUUUGUUGGUGAUGAACUCCACUGCACAGAAUGCUGAAGAAAACAGCCCAAAUAUCCCGUGUGAGCUCAGCAGCAUCAAUCCCAUGGCAGAGGUCGCCCCUCUAGAUAAAGUGGACAUGAUGCUGAAGAGGUGCAGCGAGACGCCAGCAAAGAUUUUUGCAAGAAUGAAGGCAAAAGUUCAGAGACAAAAUUCUGAGGGGCAUGGGGAAGCCUCUGAUCAUGUAAGCAUCAGAGAGAUGCGUGACCGUGUCCCCUCGAACCCUGUAACCCAGACCUCUCAGAAGAGUAACGCAAACCAGGAGACAUGUGUGUUAGCCCUCUCACCUCCAAAGUCACUGAGAGGAGAUGCACAAGCUGGAGAAAUGGACUUACCACAGGAUAGCCAUUCCAUCAGUCUUCACAAAGUGCCUGGAAGACAACAUGAAACCUUUAAUACGGAGUCAGACUCAUUUAUUGAGCCCUAUGUUUUACUUGAGAAUAUACCUGGGGAGAUGUUAUCAGAGAAUCUUUAUAACAGAAACAGACAGCCUCAUAUGCUGUUGAACAAGGUGGUUCCUGAUGACAUGUUAGCCCAGAUUCAGCGGAAACCCAUCACCUAUGUCAGCGGUUCAAAGGACAUUAGAAAUAAAGGUGGUGUUGUAUUUGGUGAGAGGAGCAUUGCAGUAGAAAAGGACAGUGAGGAAGACCUCCAAAUAGACACAUCCAGUAGUCCUGAGUCGGAGUCUGAUCCGUUUGGUCAGUCGGAGUGCACAGAAGUGGUCCCUGGACUCCCUCAGCCUCAUCGUAAUCUACUGGAUGAUCCUCUCCUGCAGCUCUCUCCUCGGGUGUUGAUCCCACAAAAGACAGCGUCUGUGUUUCAGUCAAAACAACGAGCUAAAAAAGCAGAUGUAAUUCUAGAUGAAGGAACCAAUGUGAGGGGGAUUCAUUUAAGAGACUGGGUUUUGAAACUGCUCAACAAAGACCUUGUGGUUGAUGGUAUUCGCAUAGAUACUAUGAUACCUUGGCACAGCAGUUUUAUCACUGAAAGAAUCUCAAGCAAUGUUCUCAAGACUUCAUCUGGCAGAACCUAUGUCCUCAUUGGGAAAAUGGCCAAACAUCCCAAUUCAUUGUUUCCAACAUGGUUUUUGAAGAAGUUUCUUUUUGGGUUUCCAAAAAUGUGGAAGGAGUACCUGGAUCAGUUUUUGCGUGGACAUACGGGACUGCAGAAAAAUCAGAAGGACGACAGUGUUGCGAAAGCUCCCAAAGCUAAAAAUCAACAGGCCUCUAAACUCUCAACCUGCAAACAUCCCAAAAUUCAGGGCAAUAUAAUGUCUCCCAGUCCCAUCACUCCCACUGACAACAUUCAGCAGGGCAGUGCAAAAGUUUCCCGCAGUGGCCGACUCAUCAAACCACCUCUGGAAUACUGGAAAGGAGGGAGGAUUGUUAUGGAUUCUGACAUGAACGUCACUAUCCAUGAGGACUACACUACCUCAGUGCUGUCCACGCCAAAGAAAGCAGUAACUAUGGAAACAUCACAAAUCACAGAGAAACAAUCAUCCAGGCCUGAAACUCUGGGAAGAGGGAGGCGUAACACAUCUAGCAGUGAAGAUGAACUGUCAGUGCCAAUGAGGAGGAUCAAGCAGCGUUCGAAACCCCAAAGAAAAGUCCAAUCUCAGAGCAAUCCACCUCCAAUUGAGAGCACAACACUGAAUAAACCUUCAAGAGCUCAGAAAGGACCCAUAGUUAUGGCCCUCAGCUCAAUCUCAGGUCAUGCUGUGAAACAAAAAGCUAGUCAACCUCAAAGAGCCUCUCUGAGAAAACAGCAGGCAGGAAAAGAGAAAAACGCUAUGGGUUCAGGGUCAGAGAUGAUGGAGAACACAAAGGUUGAUUCAGUGAAUGGUCAUUUCUCACCUAGGGAUGGAGCAGUGUCAUAUGAUGAUCAGGAAUCGGGCUUUGAGAAUGAUCCGAAGACAAAGAACCACGGCAAGUUCCCAAAGCAAAUUCAGGGGGGACCACAAUCCAUGCCUCACGACAGCAGUUGCUUACGCCGAAGUGCUCGCAUAUACUCCAGAGCCCAGUACUCUACUGACUCUAACAGCUCAUUUGCAUCUCCAGACCCUCCAAAAAGGCGAAAAGGAAAAGGGUCCACAAACCGUAAACAGCUAACAAAACCUCAUAAAACUGAGACCUCUGUGGUGCGAGAUUCUACCACCCGUAAGGAACAACCUGAACAGGUUUUAGUGAGAGGUUCCCGUAGACCAAAAAAGGUCUUGCAGCGGAAUUCAGACGCAUUGGUAGGAGAUACUGUUGAUUUUCCCUCAGAUGAUGACGACGAAGAAAGAAGACGACAUGACAAGAAGACCACGUUAUUGUUGAGGAGGACAAGACAGAGGAAAGCUAAAUCUGAUCUAAAAUCCAAUGGACACUUUGCGUCCUCCGAGGACAUGCAUUCUGAGCACUCCGAGGAUGAGGAAAGUGUUCAACAUGCCGUUUCAAAUAACAGAAGAUCAAAGAAAUACGAAACCGGAAAAGCAAGCAAGAGAAGCAAAAAGCCACAAACAGAAAACAGCAAUAAGCAUGAAGAAGAUGAGCUAUUAGAUGGAAAAUGGACUGAAGAAGAGCUACAAAAACUACAUGAGGCUGUCAACUCAUUACCUAAGCACAAGAGCGGUUACUGGGCAAACGUUGCAUAUACUGUCGGCACUCGUUCGGCUGAAGAGUGUCAGGAACAGUAUAAUUCCAAUCAGAAGACCAACAAAAGACCCAGAAUAAGAGCACAAAAGAAACCAGCAGCAGAUAAGGAUCCAGGAAAGGAAGUAGUUGAAAUAACUGCUAAAGCUGGAACACUUAAAAGGAGACAGCAGAUGAGGCAGUUCUUGGACCACAUGCCCAAAGAUGACCAUGAUGAUGUGUUUGCCAACUCACCAAUGCACAAUAAGCAAAUCAAGUUGCCUGUAUUCGCUGCAAAUGGAGAUGAAGAUUUCAGCCUGCUUCAAAACCCUCAGACGCCGAGUUCUAGCAUUUCAACUGCUGCUAAAACCCCUCAGUGUCUGCACAUAAGCCCAGGAAUGCUGGGAUCCAUCAACAAGAAUAACAUGGACAAGUACAUUUUCCAUUUUCAGAAGAACCAAAAAGGACGGAAACGGGGCAAAAAGGCAGCACCAAUAGACAAGCUUACACCAACUCCAGUAGUCAAGAAGACUCUAAAGAGAUGUGUUGCUGAAGAUGAUGACUUUGUGGUGUGGAAUAUGCUGUCAGAUAAAGAUAUCCCAUCCAGAGAUGAUGAUAGUGACGAGGAGGAUGAUUAUUUUAUGGAAUACUGCUGAGUUUCACUAUUAUGGUAUAGCAUCAUAGUUUAAAAUGUAUCUAAAAUCAGUUCGUUUCAGUGCUGUUGAUCACAUUAUUUUACAGUGUUUUAGCUUCUCAUUUUCCCAAUAGUUUUUAAGUGUGUUUUGGUUUGUCAAACACCAGUGCUCAUGAAAUGUUUGCUAGCUGUAGCUCACAAAACAUCUCAAAUGAAGAGUUUUAAUUUGCCUUGUUGAGCCAGUUCUUCAACAAUGCAGUGUUUAUCAGCGGGUUGUAUAUAUAUAUAUUUUAUUUGGCGUUAAUAAUCUGCGGAGGUUAUACCAUAAAAUUCGAAUGAAAGCGUAAAAAUGUAUCUGGUAUAAAAGUUGAAAAGGCAACAUUUUAGAUUCUUUUAUUUGAUCAUAGAGUAAAUAAAUAUAUAAGCAAAUACAAUGAAUGAACAAAUAAAACGGUUUAAGCUUAAUUUUUGUCCACCAGUUUUACUCGAGUAUGCUGUGCUAGCUGUGGCUUUCUUUGUCAUGUUCCUUCAAGUUCUUUAUAAAUAUAUUUUUCUGGAAAA